UGUAAAUCUUAAGAGGUAUCGUUCCACACCAGAAAGCUUUACAUUUGAAAGAUUAGGAUUACACUUGGAAGCCGCGAGCUACAAUUAGAACUGUUACAGCCAUGCGAUUUCUGUUUCCCGCGCUCGUGGUCUGUUACAUCGCUGCCUCGGCUUUCGCAUCUGAAGGUGAUAAUGGGCGCGAUGGAGAUCAGCACAAGCUCGAUAAGCAUCGAGACAUACUGAAGCUCAUUUCAAGUAAUAUCACUGUGUAUCUCCUGCAACGCACCCUGGACCAGAGUUACAUGUUUUUUAACUAUACAUGUGUUCGUGGCUUCUUCGACGCAGUGAAAACGGCGGGCAAUGAUCGCCGGGCGAAUAUUAGGUUUCAGUACAAACAUCCGAGAUAUGGCACGGUAGUGGGACAUACAGCGUAUUUUAAGGUGCCAGAGAAGAAAAACGGGCGAAACAACAAGCCUCAUUCUUUAAUAUCCGUUAACGAUGAUGUGGCCCGCGGUUCUGAAAGUUCGAGUGGUCUUGUGAAGGUGAAGAACAAAACACGCAUUCCAGACGACGAGAAGCCUAGACUGGAGCUACUGUUUACUGAUUACCACGACUGUGCAAUCUUCCGCCAUUCAACACGUCAACAUGACUGCGAAAUGUGGGUCAGCGAGAAUCAUCUCGCCGAUGAGAAGAAGUUGUUCUGCUGCAAGUUCAUCUUCGCGAAAGAGUGCGGAAACACAAAUUUCCGAGUUUAUAACCGUUCAGAGUGCACACCGUUUUUUGAGAAAGCAGGUACUGCACCUGUUACGUAUUACGCAUUUCAAGAUGUCCCCACCCCGUAUCCAAACACGUGGAGAGCAAAGUCGAAAUCCCAAUAAAAAUAACUGAUGUACGCAAUUAUGUUUUCUACUUUCACCAAUAUAUAUGUGACCAAGAAUUAUUGUGCUUCGUACGUAGCACAGUAAUGUAUGUAGCACAA
Messenger RNA from Ornithodoros turicata, 958 nucleotides. RefSeq lists its product as uncharacterized. The coding region runs from base 102 to 857 and encodes 251 amino acids. Gene Ontology annotation, molecular function: amine binding. NCBI's taxonomy places the organism in Eukaryota, Metazoa, Arthropoda, Arachnida, Ixodida, Argasidae. The record is from RefSeq and is a predicted model, not a curated record. The transcript is spliced from 5 exons. Gene Ontology annotation, biological process: symbiont-mediated perturbation of host defenses.